Messenger RNA from Gorilla gorilla gorilla (western lowland gorilla), 2187 nucleotides. It is a transcript of the gene TMEM120A, whose product is annotated as transmembrane protein 120A. Gene Ontology annotation, biological process: positive regulation of intrinsic apoptotic signaling pathway; negative regulation of cytoplasmic stress granule assembly; fat cell differentiation. Gene Ontology annotation, cellular component: mitochondrion; membrane. Bases 198 to 2000 code for a protein of 600 amino acids. The record is from RefSeq and is a predicted model, not a curated record. The transcript has 19 exons. Lineage: Eukaryota; Metazoa; Chordata; Mammalia; Primates; Hominidae. Gene Ontology annotation, molecular function: protein phosphatase inhibitor activity; protein phosphatase binding; pseudophosphatase activity.
CACGGCCACUUCCGGGAGUCGGAAAGGAAGGCUCCGGGACCACCCUGGCAACACCGGUGUUUGGCUGGGUUCUAGCGUGGCCGUCUGUGUGGCCGGUGGGGGACCUGCGGUCGGAGUGGGAGGGCCAGUCUGCACCCAAGAGGUGGAAGAGGACGGGCUUUAGGCUGGAAGCGCCUUAGAGGAGCCAUUUUUCCAGGAUGCCUGGUUUGCUUUUAUGUGAACCGACAGAGCUUUACAACAUCCUGAAUCAGGCCACAAAACUCUCCAGAUUAACAGACCCCAACUAUCUCUGUCUAUUGGAUGUCCGUUCCAAGUGGGAGUAUGACGAAAGCCAUGUGAUCACUGCCCUUCAAGUGAAGAAGAAAAAUAAUGAAUAUCUUCUCCCGGAGUCUGUGGACCUGGAGUGUGUGAAGUACUGCGUGGUGUAUGAUAACAACAGCAGCACCCUGGAGAUACUCUUAAAAGAUGAUGAUGAUGAUUCAGACUCUGAUGGUGAUGGCAAAGAUCUUGUGCCUCAAGCAGCCAUUGAGUAUGGCAGGAUCCUGACCCGCCUCACCCACCACCCCGUCUACAUCCUGAAAGGGGGCUAUGAGUGCUUCUCAGGCACAUACCACUUUCUCCGGACCCAGAAGAUCAUCUGGAUGCCUCAGGAACUGGAUGCAUUUCAGCCAUACCCCAUUGAAAUCGUGCCAGGGAAGGUCUUCAUAGGCAAUUUCAGUCAAGCCUGUGACCCCAAGAUUCAGAAGGACUUGAAAAUCAAAGCCCAUGUCAACGUCUCCAUGGAUACAGGGCCCUUUUUUGCAGGCGAUGCUGACAAGCUUCUGCACAUCCGGAUAGAAGAUUCCCCGGAAGCCCAGAUUCUUCCCUUCUUACGCCACAUGUGUCACUUCAUUGAGGUCCUGGGCCUAUGUCAAGAAGUGCAAAAACAACAUGUGUCCAAAUCGGGGAUUGGUGAGUCAGCUGCUGGAAUGGGAGAAGACUAUCCUUGGAGAUUCCAUCACAAACAUCAUGGAUCCGCUCUACUGAUCUUCUCCGCGGCCCACCGAAGGGAGACCCAUCGGCUCUACCGCCUGAAGCUGGAGGAGCUGACCAAACUUCAGAACAAUUGCACCAGCUCCAUCACACGGCAGAAGAAGCGGCUCCAGGAGCUGGCCCUCGCCCUGAAGAAAUGCAAACCCUCCCUCCCAGCAGAGGCCGAGGGGGCCGCACAGGAGCUGGAGAACCAGAUGAAAGAGCGCCAAGGCCUCUUCUUUGACAUGGAGGCCUAUUUGCCUAAGAAGAAUGGAUUGUACCUGAGCCUGGUUCUGGGGAACGUCAACGUCACGCUCCUGAGCAAGCAGGCUAAGUUUGCCUACAAGGACGAGUAUGAGAAGUUCAAGCUCUACCUCACCAUCAUCCUCAUCCUCAUCUCCUUCACUUGCCGCUUCCUGCUCAACUCUAGGGUGACAGACGCUGCCUUCAACUUCCUGCUGGUCUGGUACUACUGCACCCUGACCAUCCGGGAGAGCAUCCUCAUCAACAACGGCUCCCGGAUCAAAGGCUGGUGGGUGUUCCAUCACUACGUGUCCACCUUUCUGUCGGGAGUCAUGCUGACGUGGCCCGAUGGUCUCAUGUACCAGAAAUUCCGGAAUCAAUUCCUCUCCUUUUCCAUGUACCAGAGCUUCGUGCAGUUUCUCCAGUACUACUACCAGAGCGGCUGCCUCUACCGCCUGCGGGCACUGGGCGAGCGACACACCAUGGACCUCACUGUGGAGGGCUUCCAGUCCUGGAUGUGGCGGGGCCUCACCUUCCUGCUGCCUUUUCUUUUCUUUGGACACUUCUGGCAGCUUUUUAACGCGCUGACGUUGUUCAACCUGGCCCGGGACCCUCAGUGCAAGGAGUGGCAGGUGCUUAUGUGCGGCUUUCCCUUCCUCCUCCUUUUCCUCGGCAAUUUCUUCACCACCCUGAGGGUUGUGCACCAGAAGUUUCACAGUCAGCGGCACGGGAGCAAGAAGGAUUGAGGCUGGGCCUUCCCCUGCCGGCCCAGAGGGGCUUCUGUCCUGUGUGUUGUGGGAGGGGAUGGGAGGCGCCCCUCGAGUGUGCGUGUAUCAGGGGGUCUCUUCUAUUCUCCCUUGGGUUUUAUGGGCUCUGUGGGCCCUGAAGGAAGACCUGGGCCCAGUGCCCUCAAUAAAGAGAGGCCCAGAGGUG